Messenger RNA from Aspergillus nidulans FGSC A4, 942 nucleotides. RefSeq names its product C2H2-type zinc finger protein. Gene Ontology annotation, biological process: regulation of transcription by RNA polymerase II. Gene Ontology annotation, cellular component: nucleus. The transcript is spliced from 3 exons. The coding region runs from base 1 to 942 and encodes 313 amino acids. Gene Ontology annotation, molecular function: DNA-binding transcription factor activity, RNA polymerase II-specific; RNA polymerase II cis-regulatory region sequence-specific DNA binding. The record is from RefSeq and is a predicted model, not a curated record. Lineage: Eukaryota; Fungi; Ascomycota; Eurotiomycetes; Eurotiales; Aspergillaceae.
AUGUCCCUGAUGCUCUCGCAGUCGCCUGUAACGCAUGCCUCACCUGCGCAGCACUCGCGCCGGCUGAGCGUCGGAGCCGCAGCGAAGACGCGAACAUGCGUCCACUGCGGCCGCAGCUUUCGACGCACCGAGCAUCUCGAGCGUCAUGUUCGCACUCACACAAAGGAAAAACCGUACACUUGCUUGUGCGGCGCGGCGUUCUCUCGCCGCGAUCUGCUCAAGAGGCAUAUGGGCAUCACCGGCCAUGAGGACGUCAAUCCGCCCAAUAAGAGCACCUCGCCCAAAUCGCAGCACCGAACCGACCAUGACACAAAGCAACGGAUACGGCGUGCUUCGACGGCGACUGUGCGAUCUCGACGUGAGUCUGUCCCAAACGCUGCGUCGCAGGACCCGAGCAGCAUGCCUCCGUCGCCAGUGGACGCCGAACCCGUCCACUGGACGAUGCACCAGAAUACCAGCUACAUGAAAGACGAGAACGGUUAUCCUGAUCCGGCCAGCGAUGGCACCCAUGACCCAGAGAUCCUCGAGGCAGCUCAGCUGCUCCUCCCAGGCGGAGCUACACAUGGCAUCCCCAACUACACACCCACAACAACAUCCUCAUACCUCCCCGAAGAGCCACACCACUACGAAGAUUUCACCAACUUUUUAGACUCCCUCAAUCUACCUCUCGAGUGGGGGCCCGGCCAUCACGAGGCCCAUAGCAACCAAAACAACAGCUCCCUAACAACAGAGGUGGCAGAGCCAGGUCUCCAUCCAUUGUUCAGAGAGCGCGAGCGCGACAGAUCAGAUCGAACCCGAGCCGAUUCUCCCUUUGGCAGAUCAUGGCUCAACUCGGACCAUUAUCAAAGCAGCUACGCAGGCAUGAUCUCUGAAUAUGGGAACUACUACCACCAUUAUCACCCACCAGAAGACGUCGCUCGCGUUGUGGUACCAAAUUUCUGA